Molecule: messenger RNA, 2547 nt
Organism: Coffea eugenioides
Lineage: Eukaryota; Viridiplantae; Streptophyta; Magnoliopsida; Gentianales; Rubiaceae
Product: G-type lectin S-receptor-like serine/threonine-protein kinase LECRK3
Exons: 1
Coding region: 1-2412 (803 amino acids)
Biological process (GO): protein phosphorylation
Molecular function (GO): protein serine/threonine kinase activity; ATP binding
Source: RefSeq, a predicted model, not a curated record
AUGGCUUCUGCAUCCUUUCGUCUCAGUUUGUUUAUAUCUAUGUUCUCAGUUUGUGUUUUGGCUCAAAAUGAUGGCAGUUUGGCUGUGGGUAGCACUCUAACUGCAAAAGAAGCAUCCAGCUCGUGGCUCUCACCUUCGGGUGAUUUUGCGUUUGGAUUUCUUCAUCUUCAAGAAAAUGAUAGGUUCUUGCUCUCUAUAUGGUAUGACAAGAUACCAGACAAAACUGUAGCCUGGUAUGUGGAUUCUCCAAGCAAUCCGGUUCCACGAGGAUCCUCUGUGGUGCUCGAUGCCCAAACAGGUUUGGUGCUACGUGACCCUGGAGGGGUAACACUCUGGAGAACUGACGGCUUUUCUGGUGCAGUUAAUCAUGGUUUUAUGAAUGAUACAGGCAAUUUUAUCCUUAAGGAUAGAAAUUACACCUGGAUAUGGGAAAGUUUUGGAUUUGCGAGUGAUACAAUAUUGCCAUUGCAAGAGCUGGUUUAUGGAAGCGUUCUUAAUUCCAGACAAUCAGAAAGUAACUUCACGCGAGGAAGAUUUUAUCUGCGCUUUCUUGAUGACGGGAAUUUGGUUCUUCGGACAAAUAGUUUGCCAAGUUCGGGUAAUGAUACUGAAUAUUACAACAGCCACACUUCUGAUCCUAAAAAUUCAUCAGAUCCUGUUUACCGAGUUAUCUUUAACAGCACGGGGUCUUUGUAUAUGUUGAAAAAGAGCAACCAAACAAUACAAUUUAGUCCGCUCUCUGUACCCUUAGCCUCUGAAUAUUAUUACAGGGCAAAACUAGAUUUUGAUGGAGUGUUCACUUAUUAUUCCCAUCCUAGGAAUUUCACCGGCAACUCAACCUGGACCGUCCUUUGGGCCGUGCCAGAAGAUAUAUGUUCUGACUUGGAUGGAGUUCCAGGCGGUGGGGCUUGUGGCAGCAACAGCAUUUGCAGCCUUGUUGAUAGAAAACCAGUUUGUGAGUGUCCAAAAGGGUAUACACUGCUUGAUCUAUAUGAUAAGUAUGGUAGCUGCAUGCCAAAUUUUAAUCAAAGCUGUGGUGAAGUCGAGAAGCUCUCCGCAGAGGAUCUAUAUGAUACAUGGGUGGCCAGUGACCUUUACUGGCCAAAAUCUGACUACGAGGAAAUAAGUCCAUCUACUGAAACAGGUUGCAGAAAAGCAUGCUUGGAGGAUUGUUUAUGUGCUGUUGCAAUUUCGAGAAACAAUAGCUGUUGGAAGAAGAAGCUGCCCCUCUCUAAUGGGAGGAUAGCCACAAACCUCAGUUCCAAAGUUUUCCUUAAGUAUAGCAAAAUUGAUGUUGCUCCACAAAAUCCAUGUCUAGGAGGACCGAAGUCGAAGGACCGAGAAACUCUGGUACUUGUGGAGUCUGUGUUUCUUGGCAGCUCUUUGUUCCUUAACAUCCUAUUUAUUGGAGCCGCUUGUUUUGGCUUUCAAGUCAUCUAUCAAAAGAGGAAGUCCAAUUUUCAUCUACACAAUGAGGCUGUGGAAACAUAUUUGCGUAUUUUCUCAUACAAAGAACUUGCAAAAGCUACAAAUCAUUUUGAGGAAGAAUUGGGGAGGGGAUCAUUUGGAAUUGUUUAUAAAGGUGAGACAAACAUGAGUUUGACCAACAAGAUUAAUGUUGCAGUGAAGAUGUUAGAUAGAGUGGCUCGAGAUGCAGAGAAGGAAUUUCUUGCUGAAGUAAAUUCAAUUGGUCAGACAAACCACAAGCAUUUGGUCCGCCUACUUGGAGCCUGUUAUGAAAAUCAGCACCGGUUGUUGGUGUACGAGUAUAUGCCGAAUGGCACACUUGCAAGCCUCCUGUUCGGUGAUACAAUACCGAGCUGGAAACUAAGGACCCAAAUUGCAACAGGGAUUGCAAGGGGACUCGUAUACCUACACGAAGAAUGCAGUUCUCCGAUGAUCCACUGCGACAUAAAGCCUCAGAACAUACUCCUUGACGAUUACUACAAUGCUCGAAUUUCUGACUUUGGAUUGGCAAAACUUUUGCAGAUUAAUCAGAGUAGAACACUCACAAAUAUCAGAGGAACGAGGGGAUAUGUUGCUCCUGAAUGGUUCAGGAACACUCAGAUCACUUCUAAGGUUGAUGUUUAUAGCUUUGGUGUCCUGUUAUUAGAGAUCAUAUGUUGCCGAAGACAUGUUGAGGAUGUUGAGGUUGGCGAAGGAGGAAAUUCAAUCUUAACUGAUUGGGUUUGGGACUGCUUCCAAGAAGGAAGGUUAGAUGCUUUGGUAGAAAAUGACUUUGAGGUUCUUGAGGAUAGGAAGAAGCUACAAAAGUUUGUGAUGAUCGGUAUUUGGUGCAUCCAAGAAGACCCAUCUCUCAGGCCUACAAUGAGAAAGGUGAGCCAUAUGCUUGAAGGGAUUGUGGAAGUUAUGGUGCCCCCUUGUCCCUCUCAUUUCUUCUCUACUAUCUGAUACAAUAGGUUCACUGAUUAUCUUUGCCCUGGAUUGUCUAUCUUUUUAAGCAUUUAUCUACUCUUUCAUUGACAACUUGUAUUAAAUUUCACUGACGAGAGAUCUUGUAUUUUUUCCUAGAGCAAUUUUCUGGAU